AUUUCGAUGAGCAAUGGAGCUCUUGAAAUGUGCAUGGAGGAAAGUAUCCCAUACAAGAGCUUUGGAACAAUCCAGUGGACGGCUCGAAUCGCUAUUCUUUGAGUCUGUUUAUCGAGUCACUUACAUAACUGGAUUGUCUUCAUCCGAUCGGACUAUCAUAUACUUGGUGUACAGUAUCUCGGUGAAACUUAUGAUCCUCCUCCUGGUGUGCGGCGAAGUGUGGUACAGUAUCAGCGAGACAUCAAGCUUAGACGAAAUCGCGGCUGGGAUCAACGCGACCCUAAUACAGUUCAUAGCCAUAUACAGAUACAAGAAUAUGAUCGACCAUAAAGAUAUGUACAAGAGAUUCGCGACUUCAAUGGAGUCCCCGCACUUUGAUACGUCAACCGAUAAAAGGAAAAAGUUAGUCGUCUUCUGGGCUGAGAGAAACGAAAAAUAUCUGAAGUUGUUACUGGCCUUAGGGAAUUGUACCCUUGCUGCUUGGUUCUUAUAUCCUCUGGUGGAUGAGCUAGACUACAAUUUGAUUGUUGGCGUGCAUCUGCCUUUCGAAUACAAAACGCCGUCACGGUACCCCCUCGCUUACAUCACAGUGGUUAUCGCAUUCAUCUAUGUAUCGUAUUUUGUGAUGGUCACCGAUCUAAUCAUGCAGGCCCAUCUUCUUCAUUUGCUAUGCCAGUUCAAUGUUCUCGCCGACUGCUUCGAAAACAUGCUGAAUGAUUGUGUUAAAGGAUUCGAAGGCAUACCGUUAUUAAGGUUAUUGAAGAAUAAACAGUUUACGACCAAAUACACCAAGAGAUUGGGCAAUCUGGUUGAACAGCACAAUCGAAUUCUGAACAACACAAUAAGUUUAAGGGAUACACUAAGCUAUCCAAUGUUGGGACAAUUGGCAGCUAGCGGAACUCUAAUUUGCUUUAUCGGAUACCAAGCUACAACGACCGUCACGGUCAGCCUCGUGAAAUGUCUGAUGAGUCUUUUGUUCUUGUGCUACAAUGUUUUCGAGCUCUAUAUAAUCUGUUUGUGGAGCGAGGAGAUUACGAUUCAGGGUUGUAGCAUAGGUGAAGCAAUAUAUUGUUCGGGCUGGGAGUGCGGCUUAGCUACCCUACCUGGAGUUCGUUCUACUAUACUCCUGGUCAUUGCUCGAGCCAACAAACCCCUGGUCCUGACUGCUGGAGGAAUGUAUAAGCUAUCUCUCAUUGCCUAUACAACGCUAGUAAAAACCUCGUACAGCGCGUUGACGGUCCUGCUUCGCUUUCGUCACGACUAAUACAAUGAAGUACAUCACGCAACUACAAGAUAAAUGUAGUAGUGAUAUCAUCAUAGCUGUAUUAGUCACGGCCAUAGUGUGCUUAGAACAAAAACUAUUGUUUGCCUAAAAGCGUCACGUAAACACAUUAGACAAAACACGAGCGAAAUAAAGUUAACGCACGGAUUUAGAAAA
Messenger RNA from Bombyx mandarina (wild silkworm), 1438 nucleotides. Its product is annotated as odorant receptor 70a-like. NCBI's taxonomy places the organism in Eukaryota, Metazoa, Arthropoda, Insecta, Lepidoptera, Bombycidae. Gene Ontology annotation, molecular function: olfactory receptor activity; odorant binding. The record is from RefSeq and is a predicted model, not a curated record. Gene Ontology annotation, biological process: sensory perception of smell; detection of chemical stimulus involved in sensory perception of smell. Gene Ontology annotation, cellular component: plasma membrane.